Molecule: messenger RNA, 668 nt
Organism: Hordeum vulgare subsp. vulgare (domesticated barley)
Lineage: Eukaryota; Viridiplantae; Streptophyta; Magnoliopsida; Poales; Poaceae
Exons: 2
Coding region: 73-600 (175 amino acids)
Source: RefSeq, a predicted model, not a curated record
UGCUUUUGCAUUCUUGGCGAUGGUAGAACUUUCGGCAGUUUCGCCAUUUGCUCUUACUUCGGAUGAUCGCCCAUGUUUCGGAGCCUCUGCCAGGGACAAGCAGCAUGCCAGCAAGAUGGGCUUGACAAAUGGUACAGAAGGGAUCAUCCGCGGUCCUUACCAGACUCUGCGAGGGGCGCUCCGAAUCGCGUCGAGGCGGCGGCGGCAUUUGCGACGGCGACCUCCCCCGACUCGGCCCUCCUCGGCGACAUCUUCUUCUCAGGCUUGAAGCAUGAAAAGCAUUUCACGGUCCGAAUCCUCCAAUGCAUGUGCCUCUCAACCGAACCUCCUCCUUGCGCCCACCACGAAGAUCUCCAGCCCCUCUGCUCCUACAAUCCAGGAGACUCUGUGCAUGUGCAAUGGCAGCAUGGACGAGGAGCUCUCCUCCCUUGCUGCAAGGUCCCGGUCACGGAUUGCCAUCGCACUCCUCUUGCAAGAGAAAUGCGAUCCCUGUGGAGGGGCUGUGAUCAGGUGGGAGGAGCAUUGUCUCCGUGCAUUUUGUGGAGAGGUCAAUGUGCUCACCCAAGAAUAGGGUCUCCCUCGGUUUUGGGCCACACUUGAGCUCUAAAAUUAGAAUGCAAAAAUGCUAGACGUACAAAAACUUACAAAGGUUUACUUAACCUUCCAAA